This is a messenger RNA of Mobula hypostoma (lesser devil ray), 902 nucleotides long. RefSeq lists its product as uncharacterized. Bases 177 to 902 code for a protein of 241 amino acids. The record is from RefSeq and is a predicted model, not a curated record. NCBI's taxonomy places the organism in Eukaryota, Metazoa, Chordata, Chondrichthyes, Myliobatiformes, Myliobatidae. The transcript has 5 exons.
UUGACUCACUGAAAUUGAUCCGAGAUAAUGUAACCUAUCCGUUUUCAAUAUACAUUCAAAGUGGUAGCAACAUCAGUAUUACCAGGAUCACUCCUACAACUGUCUGCCAGUUGGUGAACAAUGAAAUUCAAUGUACAUGUAUCAGUGAAUUUACUUGGAACUCAACACUUUGUAAAAUGCGUCAGUCUUGCGGAGCACAUACUACAGCAGACCAAACCUGUAAAUGCAUCAGAGGCUACCCAAUAGAGGGGGAAUUCUGUGACCUCAUACCCACACAAAAUGCUACACAGACAACUGUCACAACAACGUCAACAUCAACAACUAUGUCAUCAUCAAGUACAUCAACAUCAACAAGUACAUCAUCAUCAAGAGCUAUGUCAUCAUCAAGUACAUCAACAAGUAUGUCGUCAUCAAAAGCUAUGUCAUCAUCGACAGGUACAUCAUCAUCAAGUACGUCAUCAUCAAGUACAUCAACAAAUAUGUCAUCAUCAAGAGCUAUGUCAUCAUCAAGUACAUCAACAUCAACAAGUACGUCAUCAUCAACAGGUAUGUCAACGUCAAAAACUACAUCAACAUCAGCUACAUCACCACAAGGAGAAAGUAGAACAUUUGCAUUGAUUAUUAAAAAUCUGAACUUCUGUAAUGAACUGAAAAAUGCUUCCUCGGCCGAGUAUAAAAGUCGUUCAACAGAACUCACUUCAUUGCUUAAUGAAGCGUACAGAAGGGUGGUUCCGAAUGCUUUCGUAAAAGUUUUGGGAUUCGCAAAUGGGAGCAUCAUUGUGCUUCAUCAAGUAUUCUCCAGCUCGCCUCUGACCGAUGAGGAAUUUGCCUCCAGCAGGACAGCAGUGAACAAUACCCUUUCUGGAGUAAACUACAUAUCAAAGUUUAUACCAGGCAAGUAG